AUGGGUUUCGGCGGUGCUGCUUUGAAGCUGGGCUCUACAGCGCUGUAUGCGCUUGAGUUCUGCUGUGCCGCGAUCAUCCUCGGUAUCUACAGUUACUUCCUGUCUGUAGAGGCGGACCGCGAUGUCAACAUCCCCGUCUGGCAACAGGCCGUUACCGGCCUCGCUGGUGCGACUGUGCUGUACACCAUCUUCGCAGUCCUGUUGACCUGCUUCCUUGGCGGAAAGAAAAUCUUUGCUUUCCUCGGCAUACUCCUCGACAUCCUCUGCUGCGGUGCCAUGAUCGCCGUCGCCGUCCUGACCCGCGACGGCGCAUCCAAGUGCUCCGGCCGCGUGCAGACACCCCUCGGUGACGGACCCGCCAACUCCAAGGAAGGCUUCGGUUCCAACGGCCGCGGCGACCAGAUCACCUACUCCGCCUCGCUCGGCACGAUCUGCAAGCUCAACACCGCCUGCUUCGCCGUCGCCAUCAUCGGCGCCUUCCUCUUCCUGCUCAGCGCCCUCGUCCAGGUCUUCCUCAUGAAGCACCACAAGAAGGAGAAGGCGUUCGGUCCCGGCCCCAGCAACGGCUACACCAAGGGCUCCGGCAUGAAGUUCUGGCAGCGCCGCAAGGCUAACCGCACCACUGGACACCGCGACCCUGAAGUCGGUACCGUCCCUGCUACUACCGCUGGUGGCCUCGCUGUACCUGCUGGCACCCACGACUACCGCCCCAGCCACGACACCGCUUACACCGGCUCCACCGUCGCUGCUCCCCACACUGGUUUCGCGACCGACAAGCCUGUGACCGGUGGAUACCACACUGCUCCUCACGUCGCUCCUACUGCCAAUUACGCCAACAACGGUAACACCGCUACCUACGGCUCAGCCACCAACUACUAA
This is a messenger RNA of Alternaria ventricosa, 879 nucleotides long. RefSeq lists its product as uncharacterized. The transcript is spliced from 2 exons. The coding region runs from base 1 to 879 and encodes 292 amino acids. The record is from RefSeq and is a predicted model, not a curated record. NCBI's taxonomy places the organism in Eukaryota, Fungi, Ascomycota, Dothideomycetes, Pleosporales, Pleosporaceae.